This is a messenger RNA of Pseudonaja textilis, 6295 nucleotides long. It is a transcript of the gene ATP11C, whose product is annotated as ATPase phospholipid transporting 11C (ATP11C blood group). Lineage: Eukaryota; Metazoa; Chordata; Lepidosauria; Squamata; Elapidae. Gene Ontology annotation, cellular component: endoplasmic reticulum; plasma membrane; recycling endosome. Gene Ontology annotation, molecular function: ATP binding; ATPase-coupled intramembrane lipid carrier activity; ATP hydrolysis activity. Gene Ontology annotation, biological process: phospholipid translocation. The record is from RefSeq and is a predicted model, not a curated record.
UGCACGGAAAGCAAGCGCGCCUUUCUCGGCGCCCCCUCCGCCGCCUCUCCAGCUAUGCUGGCCCGCAGUCGCCUCCGGCCAGCCUGAGCUCUUUGACUCGGCUCGGUGCUCCUGCAAGGGGGCUGCGGCUCGGCAAGGCGAGGAAGAGGAGGAGGCGAAGAAGAAGAAGAAGAAGAAGAAGGCUGCACGAUGCGGAAAAGAGGCAGCGCGCCGCCACGCCGCCGGUGACCCCGGCCCGGGGCCGAGCGGAGGCUUGGGGUGGGAACCCGGCCCGGGCCGCUCCGGGUCUCUUCGCCCAGGCUGGGCACGCCUCGCCCGCCAGGCCCGCAGCGCAGCGCUGCGCCGCUCCUGCGCGCCCCUCGGCUCUCCCCGCCGCUGCGGCACUUCCACCAUGCUGCGCCGCCAGCUGAACCGCUUUUUCGCUGGGGAAGAAAAGCGAUUUGGGACUCGGACUAUAGUGGUUGGCCACCACUUGGUUCCUCAUAUUGAAGCUUAUGUGCCCCAAAAGUUCUGCUCCAAUCAAAUUGUCUCCUCCAAGUAUACAGUCUGGAAUUUUCUUCCCAAGAAUCUGUUUGAACAGUUCCGAAGAAUUGCCAAUUUCUACUUUCUUGUCAUUUUCCUCGUCCAGGUGAUAGUGGACACACCAACCAGCCCGGUGACCAGUGGCCUUCCUCUCUUCUUUGUGAUUAUUAUUACAGCUAUUAAACAGGGAUAUGAGGACUGGCUGCGGCACAGAGCGGACAAGGAAGUCAACAAAAGCGCAGUCUUUGUGAUUGAAAAUGGAGACAGUGUGAAGAAGGAGUGCGAAAAGAUUAAGGUUGGCGACAUAGUAGAAGUGCUAGCAGAUGACACCUUUCCUUGUGAUCUAGUUUUACUGGCCUCAAGUAACAAGGAAGGGACCUGCUACGUCACGACUGCCAGUCUAGAUGGAGAAUCAAAUCACAAGACUCACUACGCUGUGCAAGAUACAGCCAAGAUGAAUACAAUUGAAGCCAUGAACAGUUUGGUUGCCACUGUCGAAUGUGAACAACCCCAGCCAGAUUUGUACAGGUUUGUGGGCAGAAUUAACAUCUACAGCGAUGAACCAGAGCCGUUAGCCAGACCGUUGGGUCCCGAGAACCUUUUGCUGAAAGGAGCAAAAUUGAAAACCACCCCAAAGAUUUACGGAGUUGCUGUAUAUACUGGGAUGGAAACCAAGAUGGCAUUGAACUACCAAGGGAAGACUCAGAAACGCUCUGCAGUUGAAAAGUCAAUCAAUAUAUUCCUGUUGUUCUACUUGUGCCUGCUGGUGAGCAAAGCUAUCAUAUGCACUACUUUGAAAUACAUCUGGCAGAGUGUCCCAUAUCACGACGAACCCUGGUACAACCCCAAAACCCAAAGAGAGAGAGAAGCUUUCAAGCUGCUAAAGAUGUUCACUGAUUUCCUGUCCUUCAUGGUCCUCUUCAACUUCAUUAUCCCGGUCUCCAUGUAUGUGACUGUCGAGAUGCAGAAAUUCCUAGGCUCCUUCUUCAUUACCUGGGACAAAGAGAUGUAUGAUGAAAAUAUCCAAGAAGGCGCCUUGGUGAACACCUCUGACCUCAACGAAGAACUUGGGCAGGUUGAAUAUGUGUUUUCGGAUAAAACAGGGACUCUAACGGAAAACACCAUGGAAUUCAUUGAGUGCAGCAUUGACGGCUACCGAUACUGUGAUUCCUUUUCACAAGUGGAUGCAAAGAGGUCUACAGGAAAAGCAGACAAGAAACAAGAAGAACUGUUCCUUCGAGCAUUGUGUCUCUGUCAUACGGUUCAAGUCCAGAAAAAGGACGAAAUCGAUACCGUGACGUUGCAGCCCAAAACGACCCAAAUCUACGUUGCAGCUUCUCCAGAUGAAGUGGCUUUGCUACAGGGGGCUCAGAAGUAUGGUUUCACUUUUCUAGGACAAGAAAAUAACAUCAUGGCGGUAGAGAAUUCCAAAAAGCAAAUUGAGAGAUACGAACUUCUGAACAUCCUUGAUUUUGACUGCGUCCGUCGCCGGAUGAGCGUUAUCGUGAAGAUGCCGGAUGGAAAAAUAUACCUAUUUUGCAAAGGAGCGGAUUCUUCAAUUUUCCCAAGGGUCCCUGAGGCUGAAGCACAAAAGACAAAAGUCCAUGUGGAACAGAAUGCAGUGGAUGGGUAUCGGACACUCUGUGUGGCCUACAAGGAAAUAUCACCCGCCGUCUACAAGGUCCUAGAAGCCCAGAUUAAAGAAGCCACUGUGGCUCUACACAACCGAGAAGCCAGGAUGGCCAAGGUCUUUGAUGAUAUUGAGAAGGACAUGCGUCUGAUUGGCUCCACUGCUGUAGAAGACAAACUCCAGGAUUUUGCAGCUGAAACCAUUGAAUCCCUCCACGCAGCAGGCAUGAAGAUCUGGGUGUUGACAGGGGACAAGCUGGAGACGGCCCAAGCCACCUGCUAUGCAAGUCGCCUCUUCCACAGCAACACAGAGCUACUGCUCUUGACAGCAAAAAUGGUGGAGGAAGGUGACAGAAAAAUGGAGCGGCUUCACGAACUGCUGAUGGAGUACCACAAAAAGUUGGUGACCGACGCGCCCCCAGGGAAGAAAAGCUGGGUAUCCAGUUCAGACUACGGACUGGUCAUUGAAGGGGCCACCCUUUCCCUGAUCAUGAACCCUUCUCAAGAUUCCAGCUUCUCCCACUACAAGAGCAUCUUCCUCCAGAUCUGCCUGAAGUGCACCGCCAUUUUGUGCUGCCGGAUGGCCCCGUUGCAAAAGGCUCAGAUCGUCCGCAUGGUGAAGAAUUCCAAAGGCAGUCCCAUCACUCUGGCUGUUGGAGAUGGAGCCAAUGAUGUCAGCAUGAUUUUGGAAGCUCACGUGGGCAUCGGUAUCAAGGGAAAAGAAGGACGCCAAGCCGCCCGGAACAGCGACUACGCCGUCCCCAAGUUCAAACACUUGAAAAGACUGCUCUUGGCUCACGGGCAUUUGUAUUAUGUCCGAAUAUCUCAUCUUGUACAGUAUUUCUUCUAUAAGAACCUUUGCUUCAUUUUCCCACAGUUUUUAUAUCAGUUUUUCUGUGGCUUUUCACAGCAGCCUCUCUAUGAUGCGGCUUACCUGACUAUGUUCAACAUCUGCUUCACCUCUCUGCCAAUCGUGGCCUACAGUCUCCUGGAACAGCAUGUCCCUAUUGAUGUAUUGAUGACUUUCCCAAAGUUGUAUUUGAAUGUUUCCGACAAUGCUAUGCUCCAGUUGAAGCCAUUCGUCUACUGGACCUUCUUGGGCCUUUUCAACGGUUGCGUCUUUUUCUUUGGUGCUUACUUCCUUUUUCAAAAUGCCUCUAUAGAAGACAAUGGAAAGAUGGCAGGACUCUGGACGUUUGGAACAAUGAUUUUCACUGUCUUGGUCUUCACAGUCACACUAAAGCUGGCAUUAGACACUCGGUUCUGGACGUGGAUGAACCAUUUUGUCAUCUGGGGCUCCCUGAUUUUCUAUGUCUUUUUCUCUUUCUUCUGGGGAGGCUUCAUUUGGCCUUUCUUGAAGAAGCAAAGGAUGCACCAUGUGUUCGCCCAGCUGCUCUCAUUCGCCUCUUCCUGGCUGUUGAUUUUCUGCCUGAUUUUCAUCUCCCUCCUCCCCGAGGUCGUCGGCCUCGUAUUUAGACACUUAAAAAGGAAAAGCAGCGAGCCCAACCCUUCGGAGUUACCAAUGCUGGUGUCAUACAAGCAGCUAGAGAACAGCCAUUCUGCAGAAAUGAAACCCAGAGAGACCCUCGCUCACCUGGCUGAAUGCCAUCUCAGGAUAUUUCAAAUGCAACAGUUAUAAUUCUGCUUUUUUUGUUGUUGUUGUUGUGAUGCAACGAGUUGUCCGCCCUACCCGAAAGGAAGAUGCCAUUUAAAGAAAAAAAGAAAAGAAAAAGGCGCAUGGAUUUGUUUUUUCUUUUUUUGCCUUUUUUUAAAAAAAAUGGUGCAAAAUCCUUGAAGGCUUGUGGAUGAGUUCUCUUUCUCUCCCACUCCAUCCUCCUCAUAAUGCCAGCCCCGAGAACCCCAACUGGCUGUUUUGAUUGUGAAAAAUGGAGAGAGAUUUGGGACCUUGGAAACGAAGGACGCAGCUUCUGUUUUGCAACUGGCUGUCGGACAAGGGGAAUAAAAAAGACCAUUUUCCAGCUUUGGGUUUUCCCUUCUGAACCGGUAAAAGAGCACAGAUUUUCAUUCUCAUUUCGCAAGUGUAAAGUUGGAUUAUUGUCUCUUGCCUAGCCUGCUUCCUUGCACCCUACAGCAUUUUUCCAUUCUUUCUACCAACAAGUGGAGUUGUUUUCUUCUUUUUUCUUCCUCUUCCUAAUCAACUCAGCGGUUCAAUGAAGGAAAUGAGGAUGGACGUGUUGGCUGCUAACUGAACUUUCUCCACAAGACACCAAGGAGGAUGUCAUAAAAGCCACUUUUUUAAUACAAAAAAACCACACACACAAUGGGGAAAAAUCAGAAAGCUGAUGAGAUGCACCGAAAGUUCUCCCCUCUCUCUCUCUCUCUCUCUCUCUCUCUCUUUUUUUUAAAUGCAAUCCUUUUUUUCCCUCUGGCUUGAAGCUUUCAUAAUCAAGAUCCAUUUAAUUUCAGAAGAGUCAAAGUGCCUGAGCUUCAACCCUCUUUUUUUCCCCCUCACUGGACUAUCCUGGUUUUGUGGAACAGUUGGAAGAACUUUGGGUGUAGAACAUCAGGAGUGCAAGACUUGGCCAGUGGGCUUGUCAUCUUUUGCCGUGCAAAUUCUGUUCCCUUCUAAAACUUGUGGGAGGUUCCGAUAGGAGAUAAGGUCAUACAUCUCCAUUGGGCUAUACGGGUUGAUUACCACCAACCCUAAAAAAAAUAAAUAAAUAUCUUGCGUACAAAAGGGAAGAACUAAUACUUUAAGCAAUACAUUCUGGAUGUGUUAGCACAUUGCUUUGCAAAACCAUCUGGGAUCUUCAACUUCAAUGUUUGGUGUGAAGACUAAAACAUCGACAGAGGUCAAGUUCCCAGAGGCACCCUGUUUUUCUAAGACUUUGCUCGGAAAGAAAGGAGCAGGUGACUAUCUGGUCACCCAGGUGAGACAAUAUGGAUGACCAAAGGAGUUGAGUUAGACCCAAACAGCCCCAGUAUUCAUGACCUCCCUGUAUUCAUCUUUUCAAUACCCGUUAAUCUCCGUUCAUUCAUCCUCCUCAGUCUUUGGAUUAAAACGUUCACCUGUUCCCUGCAUCCCAGUUUGGGCUGCUUAAUUCAAGACCCAUCUGGUCAACUUUAUCUCCAAGGCAUGCCACAUCUAACAAGCCACCUCUGCACAUCCUCUGAAGAAGGUGUCCUAUAAAAUCUUUUGGCGCACCUAAAACAAAAACAAAAAAAUUCCCUUAUUUGCAUGAACAGAGCAGCAAAGCAUGUAUCUACGGGCAAAAUUGGCAGACGUCUUUGCAGCAUGAAAGAACCACAACAAUCCCACCUCCUGACACCAAAUGGUGGCACAUGAAAUUUCCUCAAAAGUGUUCGUGGCCACGAGAGCCGUGAUGGAGGAAGAUCUAAGUUGGGUUUCAAAGGAGUCGAAGUUUGGAUGUGUAGAUGCAGUUCUCGCCCAGCAAAGCAAGGCUGAGAAGAUACUUGAAGUGCAUCGGUAGUAGGGCACGGAUAGGGAAAGGUCUGUGUAGCCCUGAAGAACAAGUUACUAUGAGUACCUUGAACACACGUACUUAUUGUUGAAAUGGAGGCAGAAUGAACUAUCCUUCUGUUGCCACCUCCCCUUAGAAACAAAACAUACACACACACAAUCACCCGAGAGCAAUCUUAUUUUCAGCGUGCUGACCAAUAAGCUGCAUUUUUUUGCAACCUUGCAAAAGGUUAUCAAGAGAAGAACAACCUGUUGUCUUAUUUUAUUUUUUAUUUUUUUUUUGGCAAAGGAACAAUGGAGACCAGAACCUGAGUCCAAAUAGCUCUUUAAAAAAAAAAAAAAGGAAAAAGCUUGCAGGAUGUCAGCUACAGCCACAUUUUUUUCCAACUUAAAACAAAGAGGGUAAAAUAUGGUUGGUCUUUUUUGAUGUUUACAUGAUUCCCUGAUAAUUGAAAACCAUUCCUGCAUCCAUUUUUAAUUGGGGAACAGGAGGGAUGGGUUAUUAUUUUUAAAUAACACAAACAGUAAUACUCAGGAGUUUGAGAAUUAGCUUUUCGUUGAAACCAGGAGAAAAGCUCAUUCAGUUUCCAUUGUCUUCCUAUCCAAACAGAGCGAGGUUACAAAUAGAGAAGCAUUUUUCCUGGUUUUUGCUGCAUGACAAAAAACAAAAAUGCAAUUAUAUCAUUUUUAAAACCACGGCCU